AUGCUAACCACCAACUCGCAAUCGACUCCAAGCGACCCUCCUCCGGUCACCACCCAGAAUACACAACAUUCUGAAAAUGUCCUCCCCCUUCGGUCCGCAGCCCUGCAAGAACAGCGGACCGUCCUCCCCGCUCCCUUCACAAACACAUCACCCCCACCAAGUCUGAUCACCCAGGGCGCCGAAGCCCUUCUUUACCACACCCAUUUCCUCUCCCCCUCCACGCCCGCGGCGCUGAAGUUCCGUCCCUCAAAGGCCUAUCGUCACCCGACUCUCGACGCGCGACUGACCAAGCAGCGUGUCCUUGCUGAAGCGAGGGUCCUGGUCAAGUUGAGCGCCUUGGGCCCAGGCAGCGGAGUUACCGUGCCCGCCGUGUUGAGCCUAGAAUGGGAUGUGGCAAGGAAAGUCAAAGGCCUGAGCGGCGAGCAGAGGGGCGCCAGGAGCGAUGCCGGCCAGGGCGCAGGCCAGGGCGCAUGGUUACUCAUGGAGUGGAUCGAGGGCAAGAGCGUGAAGGAGCUAUUGAGGGAGUGGGAUGCGUGGUUCAAGAGUCUGGAUCACGACGCACCGGGCGUGCGGGAAGACAUUGCCACGCAAGAGGAGGAGGUGAAGAAGCUGCUACGACGGAUCGGACGGGCUGUGGGCGCGAUGCACGCCAAGGGGGGUGUCGUGCAUGGGGAUUUGACGAGCAGUAAUAUCAUGAUUCGACCGUUUGCCGAGGGCCACCAGCAGAAUGGACUCACCAACGGCAAGCACGCGAAAGGAGAGGAGGCAGAUGCAGAGCCGACGCCAGAACCGCCGGACCUGGCGGGCAAAAUUGUGCUCAUCGACUUUGGGUUGGCCACACAGUCCGUGCAAGACGAAGACCGAGCCGUGGAUCUGUAUGUUCUGGAACGAGCGUUUGGGUCCACACAUCCCCGACAGGAAGGGUGGUUUGAUGCUGAAGUGCUACAAGGCCAGGAGGGGUAUCGGGGCAGUUUCAAGGGGAGCAAUGUUGUGCUGAAGAGGCUGGACGAGGUCAGAUUGAGAGGGAGAAAGAGAAGUAUGGUUGGAUGA
Molecule: messenger RNA, 1050 nt
Organism: Cladophialophora carrionii CBS 160.54
Lineage: Eukaryota; Fungi; Ascomycota; Eurotiomycetes; Chaetothyriales; Herpotrichiellaceae
Exons: 1
Coding region: 1-1050 (349 amino acids)
Biological process (GO): protein phosphorylation
Cellular component (GO): EKC/KEOPS complex; nucleus; cytosol
Molecular function (GO): ATP binding; protein serine/threonine kinase activity
Source: RefSeq, a predicted model, not a curated record